CAAAAUUUUGAGGAGCACGCCCGAGCAACGAUGACGACUGCGUACGCUGACGCGCCCGAGCUCCUGGACAUGGAGCUCUUCCACACAUGGUCGACAAGCUUUCUCGACUCGGCGCCUGCGCUGGCGCCCUACUACCGCGUCCGCGGGCACGACGACGCAGCGGUGGGCCUCCCGGACUACCAGCUGACCAAGAUCAAGGCGGACGCCGCAGCCGAGGUCCCGGUGGGCGUCAAGGGGCGGCGACUGCGCGAUUUGAUUGCUGCCAAGUCGCAGCAGGCCCGGCGCGGUUUCGCGUCGAUGCGCCUCUUUACGUGUCUGCCCAAGGCCGUGCAGCGCGACCUGAGCCGUGACGGCGUGGACAUGGAUCCGUUCAACCUGUGGCAAAAGCUGCUCGGGCUCGUCACCAAGUCGCCGGUCGAGCUCUGUACGGCCUUCCAUGCGCUCGUGGCCUCGACAGCGACGGCGUCGGUGCCAGCUCCCGACGACUUCAACUCGGCCGUCGGCGCAGUUCUCGAUGGCCUCUUGGCCUACGACGCCGCCGCGCCGUGGACGCCCGAGACAUAUCGCGCGGCGAUCGCGGCCAAGCUGAAGACUCUUCUUUUUGCGCACCCGGCGCGCAUGCGCAGCCGCCAAGGCGUGGAAGAUGCGCUGAACGCUUGGGACUUCGACCAGCUCGUGCAGCUCGCGUCGGCGCCACAGGACGAGCCUCCGCCAGACGUCGUCGCGCCUCGACCCGUGGCGAGAGCCAGCGACUCUGGCUCAUCUCGGAUGCAUGUCCUCUUCCGCAAGCCGGCGCCACCCGCGGACCCGACGGAAAUCCCACUUUUGGCGCAGCCGAGUGGCUUGCGACCUCUCGGUCACCGUCCGAUGUGUGGAAUUCUGGACGACGACAACGACACCAGCGACUCGGAGUCGCCGCCACCGUCGCCGGAUGGCAGAGCUGCAGCGCUCCGUCGACCACCGCCACUGCGCGCGCCGGUCAAAUCGUCGCUGCCCGCGCCCGCCCGACAACCCCGCUUGACGACCUAUGGGCAGCAGACCCUUGGAGACAUUGCGCGCCGCGCAGAGCAGCAGAAUAUGUCGACUAAAGCGGCAGCGUCGACCUCGUCCUUGAAGCGUCCGGCCAAGCGACGCGCAAGCAGUCCGAGCCCGACGCCCGCCAAGCGCUCCGCCCCUCGGGUGUAGUGAACGCCUUGACGAGGCGGGCGACCUUUUGCAUGUUGUCAAGUUUAGUUGAAUUCUUUAGUCGAAGCGUUGUUGAAGUGCAGGCGACUGCUACACUC
Messenger RNA from Saprolegnia diclina VS20, 1283 nucleotides. RefSeq lists its product as hypothetical. NCBI's taxonomy places the organism in Eukaryota, Oomycota, Saprolegniomycetes, Saprolegniales, Saprolegniaceae. Bases 31 to 1185 code for a protein of 384 amino acids. The record is from RefSeq and is a predicted model, not a curated record. The transcript has a single exon.